AAAAAAACGUGUGUUUCUGCCUGUGUCAUAUUACCGAGGAGAACAAUGAAACGGCAAGUACCGUUUUUUGUCUCGUUCCUUUUUGUCAGCUCCGUUUUGGGGCAUGUCAGCUACUCCAUUAACGAGGAAAUGUCAGUGGGUUCCGUAAUUGGAAGAAUAGCACAAGAUUUGGGUUUGGACGUAGAGAAACUAAGAUCACGCAAGGCUCGUGUGUUUUUUGGUGAUAGCAGAGAAUAUAUUGAGCUAAAUAAAGACAGGGGAGUCCUCCUUAUCAAAGAAAGAAUAGACAGAGAGACGCUCUGUGGUCAGAUGAUUCCAUGUGCUCUACAAUUCCAAAUUAUUUUAGAGAAACCUAUUGAAUUUUACAGAGUACAUGUUGAAAUUGUGGAUAUAAAUGAUAAUGCCCCCCUUUUCGAAAAAGGGGAUUUUAAAUUUAAAAUAAGCGAGUCUGCAGUCAUCGGGUCGAAAUUUGAUUUAGAAAGGGCGGUGGAUUUGGAUGUGGGAAUUAAUGGUCUCCAAAACUACAUCCUCAAACCGACUGAUAAUUUUGCUCUUAAAUUACACAAUCAGGCAGACGGCUCCCGAAAUGUUGAGAUGGUUUUAAAACAGCCUCUUGACAGAGAGAAAAAUGAACAUUUAUCUUUAGUGUUGACGGCCGUAGAUGGAGGAGAACCUCAGCUGUCAGGGACAAUGCAGAUUCAGAUCACGGUGUUAGAUGCUAAUGAUAAUGCACCCGUUUUCACAAAGUCGGUAUACAAAGCUAAUGUCGCAGAAAAUUCACCAAGAGGCACAGUUGUAACUAUAGUCAGUGCAUCAGAUGCUGAUUAUGGAUCAAAUGGACGAAUAACGUAUUCGAUCGGAAAUACUUUAGACGAUGUCAGACAGUUGUUUGAGGUAAAUGAACACACAGGCGAGGUUAGAUUAACAGGAAAUAUUGACUACGAAAAGUCAAACAAUUAUCGGAUAAAUGUGCGUGCAAGUGAUGACGGAGGACUAACGGACACAUGCAAAGUAAUAGUUGACGUUAUAGAUGUGAACGAUAAUCACCCCAUUAUUAACAUAAUGUCUGAAACAAAUGUUAUAUCUGAAGAUAUCAAAAGCAACACUGUAGUGACAAUAAUUAAUAUUCAAGACAUAGACGACAGAACGAUGCAGCGGAUACAGAGUGAAAAGAGCAUCCUGGAUGAACCAGACUCUCCUCUAGAGAGAAUACGUCGAGUUAAACGCCGAGAGAGGACUCCUUCUAUUGAAAGGGAAGACAGGCGCUUUGAAAUCAGCGAGUCUGCAGUCGUCGGUUCUAAAUUCAUGCUAGAAAAAGCAAUAGAUCCAGAUAUAGGAUUAAAUGGUCAUCAGAGCUAUACAUUGAAGCCCAACGACAAUUUUAUACUUAAAAUGAACAGUCAGUCUGAUGGUGGUAAAAAGGUCGAGAUGAUUUUACAGAAGUCUCUAGACAGAGAGAAGCAGGAGUAUGCAUCAUUGCUGUUAACAGCUGUUGAUGGAGGAGAGCCUCAAAGGUCUGGGACUAUGCAGAUUCAUAUUACAGUGUUAGACGUUAAUGAUAACGCCCCUGUUUUUACACAAACCGUUUAUAAAGCUGAAAUCAAAGAGAACUCAGUCAAUGGGACAGUCAUUACCAAAGUGAGCGCCUCCGAUGCAGACAAAGGCUCUAAUGGGGAGGUUAGCUACGUAAUUGGAAAUAGCAUGAGGGGCCUUUCAAAUGUAUUCGUCAUUAUGGAAGACGGGCAUCUUGUACUAAAUGCCCCUGUUGAUUAUGAAAAAGCCCAAAAGUAUGAGAUUUACGUAGAGGCAGUGGACAGAGGAGGACUGUCUGAUUCGAGCAAAGUCAUUAUUGAUAGUGACGCUGUUGACCAGGAUGUAUCAGUUCGUCGCUGA
This is a messenger RNA of Neolamprologus brichardi, 1893 nucleotides long. The record is from RefSeq and is a predicted model, not a curated record. Lineage: Eukaryota; Metazoa; Chordata; Actinopteri; Cichliformes; Cichlidae.